ACCAGACCCCCGCUCAUAUAUUUCAGAAUUUCCUAUUUCUUCAAAAUAGGUUCAAAAAUCUUCUCGUGGAUCGUCGCAUCUCUUGAACAAAGUGAAUCAACGCACCCCUAAUCUCAGCCCUUACGUCACCAACACUUUUCAACACGAAGACAAACCCUUGAGGGUCCAAGACAAUGAUGGAGCUAAUGACCACUACUCCUUUCUAUCACAUCAAUACUACAGAUGCCGCUGAAAACAACAGCUCUUUCUAUGAAGAUGAUGACGAGUAUGACUAUAAGGAUGAGCAUGUUGAGCUGAGACAGUCUCUCAACAUCAUGUCCUUGAUCGUUUACUGCCUGGCCUUUGUUCUCGGUGUGCUCGGGAAUGGAGUGGUUAUCUGGGUGACCGGGUUCAAGAUGAAGAAAACAGUUAACACUGUUUGGUUCCUCAACCUUGCUGUGGCCGACUUCCUCUUCACAGCGUUCCUGCCCCUGAGUGUGACCUACACAGCUCUGGAUUUCCACUGGCCUUUCGGCAAGUUCAUGUGUAAGCUGAACAGCACUGUAAGCUUUCUGAACAUGUUUGCCAGUGUCUACAUUCUGAUGGUGAUCAGCGUGGACAGAUGUGUGUCUGUGGUGUGGCCCGUCUGGGCCCAGAACCACCGAAGUGUACAGAAGGCAUCUGGUGUGAGUCUGGGUGUUUGGGUGCUGGCUCUGAUUCUUAGCGCUCCAUACUUCAUCUUUAGGGACACUGGGCCAUCAUAUAACAAUGAUGACAUCAUCAACUGCUUCAACAACUUUGCUUUUUCUGAUGAUUAUGAAACACCGUCUGUGAAUCAGCUACGUCAGUUUCGACAUCAGGCCAUGACCAUCACCCGCUUUCUCCUGGGAUUUGUUGUCCCCUUCACUGUCAUUGUCUCCUGUUAUGCUGUAAUUAUCCAUCGUCUCAGAAGAAACCGCACCCUGGCCAGCCAGUCAAGUCGCCCCUUUAAGAUCAUCGCUGCUGUUAUCACCACCUUUUUCCUGUGCUGGGCUCCUUAUCACAUCAUGGCUCUAAUUGAGUUGGUAAAUCACAUGGCUUCUAAUGCAAGUGAAACAUUAAACCAUGUCACCACUAUAGGGAUCCCUAUAGCCACCAGCCUGGCCUUUCUCAACAGUUGCCUGAACCCUCUGCUGUAUGUGUUCAUGGGCCAAGAUUUCAAGGAUAAAGUCCGCAAAUCCAUCCUGAAUGUGUUGGAGACUGCCUUCCAGGAGGAGGUCUCUCGCUCUUAUACUUACACAAACUCAAUGGUCACAAGUCGGAGCAAAGAAAAGUCCGUUUCUGAUGCCGAGGUAUAAGGUUGUCCAUGACAGGAAGAAACAAAUACUGAAGCUGUACAUAAAAAACGUAACUGUAUAUAACAAUUAACUUAGCUUUUGUUGUUUUUUUAUUCAAGAACCCUCAGGGUGAUCUGUAAACAUGAUCUCAGAUUGAAGCAUUUAACCUGUUACACUUUGAUAUGAGUUUUAUGAUCGGCUAAUUGAUCAGGUCUAGAAAUAAGUUCUGCCUUUUAACUUCACCUACCUGCAAUGUGGUAGAGCAGACAGAUGGUAAUAUUGUACAGUAAGCUGUAGGUUCAUUUGUGAUGCAUUUGUGGGGUUAAUAAUUUUGAAAUGAUGGAAAGGUGAAAUGUUUUUUGUUGAAAAGUUCAUUUAUAUCGCCCGUCAAUUCAAACCAGAGAACAAAGUGCUUUCCAAGGGGAAAAAAGAAAAACAUGUAUGUGAAAGCAAAGAAAACAAUAAACAAAACAAAUUCCAGUUGUGUAAAGGCCAUACUUGUAGACUAUAUUAAUAUUAAUAAUUAUAAUAGGCAGACACAUCACCUAAAUAACAUAGUAAUAAGGGUAUUAUGACAAAGAAUGUUGUGCCUUUCUUGCCAUUGAAUAUAGUAGGCUGUAAACUAACAUGCAGAAGAGAUAUAAGUGAAUAAAGAAUGUAAUGUGUAAAAUAGUGAUGCUGAACUGCUCCACAAACAGCCUCAAAGCAAGGUAAUUUCCCAGCUUCCCCCUCACACUCAUGUCCACCUAGCCAGUGAUCAUGUUAUUUGUGUAUAUGACAAAAUUAGGCACAUGACAGGAACCAUAGAUGGGUACAUACAAAGUUAAAGUGAAGUUAUACUAGUUAUACUAGGUUUAAUAUGAAUAAUGUCAUAUUUCUUAUGCCGCUUGCCAUGUGACUUUUGACUGCUACAUCUCUACUGCAUGCAUUGAUAAACAACUUAUUUACAUUUGUUAUUAAGCACAAGGAUAUGCUAAUGUAAUCCUAAUCAAUACAUAUGAUAGUCGCUUUGAAACAGUUAUUAUCAAAGUUGCAGAUGCAUUGGACACUUAGCUUAGUUCGACUUUUCAUCAUUGUUAGUUGCUUUUUUGGAGGGGGUGUAUGUCUGUGACCCCCGCCCUCAGUAAAUGCAUGCUGUGCCAUAAAAUUUCAUUUCCUAAGCCCAUUUUCAUGUGCAGUGCACUGGUAGAGUGUGCACAGGUCAGUAGGUAGACAGGGAGGUAGGCCAGCCAAUCAUUUCAUGUCCAUUUUUGUGUCAGAUCAUUUGAUUUAUUGAUUGCUGUUGGGAAAUAAAGUGCUUGAAAUAUAUUAUUUACCCCAGCUCUAAUCAUAUGGGCUAUAAAAAUGUGACAUAUAGUCCUUCUUAAUUUCCCAGAGACUAAGGUGACAUUUUUAAGUCUUUGAGUCUUGUUUUGUCUUACACAGCAUAAAAAAGCCACACAAAAAAGAUAUCCAGUUUACUAUUAAAAAAGACAAGAAAAACACCAAAUAUUCACAUUUUAGAAGCUAGAAGCUAAUGGAAAGGGGGGGGGGGGGGGCAAAGUACAUAAGAAAGGACAAUCAGUUAACUAUUUUUUCCAAUUAAUUUCCUGUCAAUCGACUAUUGGAAUAAAAAAAAGUGAAACUUGUUUAACUUGUUGUAUGCACUGUAUGACUUUGAUAUAUGUUGUAUAUUGUGAGGUAACAUAAACCUCUAUAUUAAAGCUUUAUUCUAAUGUAAACAAUGUCAAUGAUAAUUAGAUUUAGUUGUUGUUGUUGUUGUUGUCUUUUAGGCCUAGUGGCCAACUCUACUAAGUGUUUAUAAAUAAAGAUAACUGUUAUUGUG
Molecule: messenger RNA, 3120 nt
Organism: Micropterus dolomieu (smallmouth bass)
Lineage: Eukaryota; Metazoa; Chordata; Actinopteri; Centrarchiformes; Centrarchidae
Product: chemerin-like receptor 1
Exons: 2
Coding region: 174-1316 (380 amino acids)
Biological process (GO): complement receptor mediated signaling pathway; inflammatory response; phospholipase C-activating G protein-coupled receptor signaling pathway
Cellular component (GO): plasma membrane
Molecular function (GO): complement receptor activity; G protein-coupled receptor activity
Source: RefSeq, a predicted model, not a curated record